GAGUGGUUAAAGUUUUCAAAGCGGUGGCAGCAGCGGCGCUUGGGGGAAUGGAAGCCGGUUGGAGGGAGCCGCGCACCCCUGCUGCGCGGAGGAGGGGGCUGAGCUGAACUCAGCAGAGGUUACACGCACAAGGCAAGAAUUCUGACGUUCUCAAGAGGCCAGCUCUGCCCCCGUUGCUCAACUGACCUUAUCAUGUGGACUCUGCUCCUCCAGGUGGGAACUGGAGUUUUGAAAUAAAAUGGAUGAUUUGACAUUACUUGAUCUUCUGGAGUGCCCUGUGUGCUUUGAGAAGCUCGAUGUCACAGCCAAAGUCCUCCCUUGCCAGCACACCUUCUGCAAACCAUGUCUACAGAGGGUUUUCAAGGCCCACAAAGAGCUGCGGUGCCCCGAAUGCAGGACGCCUGUGUUUUGCAGCAUCGAGGCGCUGCCGGCCAACCUGCUGCUCGUGCGCCUUCUCGAUGGAGUGCGCUCAGGGCAGAGCUCCGGGAGAGGAGGCUCCUUCCGCAGGCCCGGCAUGAUGACCUUGCAGGAUGGCAGGAAAAACAGGACCAACCCCAGACGUCUGCAGGCCAGUCCUUUCCGGCUAGUGCCUAAUAUCAGAAUCCACAUGGAUGGGGUACCUCGAGCAAAGGCCUUAUGCAACUACAGAGGGCAAAAUCCUGGUGACCUAAGGUUUAAUAAGGGAGAUGUCAUCCUUCUCCGGAGACAGCUUGAUGAGAAUUGGUACCAGGGGGAAAUCAAUGGCAUCAGCGGGAUCUUCCCAGCCAGCUCCGUGGAAGUCAUCAAGCAGUUGCCCCAGCCACCCCCGCUCUGCAGGGCCCUCUACAACUUCGACCUACGAGGCAAGGACAAGAGUGAGAACCAGGAUUGCCUGACCUUCCUCAAGGAUGAUAUCAUCACUGUGAUCAGCCGAGUGGAUGAGAACUGGGCAGAAGGCAAGUUAGGAGAUAAAGUAGGCAUCUUCCCUAUCUUGUUUGUAGAGCCAAACCUCACCGCAAGACACCUUCUAGAGAAGAACAAAGGUCGCCAGUCAUCCCGCACAAAAAACCUGUCCCUGGUGUCCUCAUCCUCCAGAGGCAACACAUCUACCCUCCGUAGGGGCCCAGGGUCCAGGAGGAAGGGGCCCGGGCAAUUUUCCAUCACAACAGCCUUGAACACUCUCAACCGGAUGGUCCAUUCUCCUUCAGGACGCCAUAUGGUAGAGAUCAGCACCCCAGUGCUUAUCAGCUCCAGCAACCCCUCUGUGAUCACCCAGCCCGUGGAGAAAGCAGACAUUCCUUCCAGCUCAGCGGGACAGGUCAGCACUUAUCACCCCGCACCUGUCUCUCCAGGACACUGCACAGCCAUGGUCGGUCUGCCGGGCUCCCAGCAACACCUCUCAGCAAACAUGUUUGUAGCCCUGCACUCCUACUCAGCCCAUGGACCCGAUGAGCUGGACCUGCAAAAGGGAGAAGGUGUCAGGGUCCUGGGGAAGUGCCAGGACGGCUGGCUCAGGGGCGUCUCCUUGGUCACCGGGCGAGUUGGCAUCUUCCCGAACAAUUACGUCAUCCCCAUUUUCAGAAAGACCUCUAGUUUUCCAGACUCCCGGAGCCCUGGUCUUUACGCCACAUGGACGUUAUCCACCUCCUCUGUGUCCUCCCAAGGCAGCAUUUCAGAAGGUGAUCCCCGGCAAAGCCGUCCAUUCAAAUCCGUCUUUGUGCCCACUGCCAUAGUCAACCCCGUGAAGAGCACAGCCGGCCCUGGGACUUUAGGACAAGGGUCUCUUCGGAAAGGGCGGAGCAGCAUGAGAAAGAGUAAGUGGUGGCAGAGAGAUGGAUCCCUGCAGAGACCCAUCCAGUCCGGGAUCCCCACUCUCGUGGUAGGCUCCCUCAGACGCAGCCCCACCAUGGUUGUUCGGCCUCAGCAGUUCCAAUUCUACCAGCCACAGGGGGUCCCCUCCUCCCCCUCGACCAUGGUGGUGGACAUGGGGUCCAAGCCUGCCCUCACGGGGGAGCCCGCCCUCACGUGCAUCAGCAGGGGCAGCGAGGCCCGGAUCCACUCGGCAGCCAGCUCCCUCAUCAUGGAAGACAAGGAAAUCCCCAUCAAGAGUGAGCCUCUGCCAAAACCACCUGCAUCUGCCCCACCAUCCAUCCUGGUGAAACCAGAAAACUCAAGAAAUGGCAUAGAAAAGCAAGUCAAAACUGUGAGAUUUCAGAAUUACAGCCCUCCUCCCACCAAACAUUACACCUCCCAUCCCACCUCCGGAAAGCCUGAACAGCCGGCCACCCUCAAGGCGUCCCAGCCUGAAGCAGCGUCCCUGGGCCCAGAGAUGACCGUCCUAUUUGCCCACCGAAGCGGCUGCCACUCCGGACAGCAGACAGACCUCCGGAGAAAGUCAGCUCUUGGCAAGGCCACAACCCUGCUGUCCACUGCCUCAGCCACGCAGACCGUGUUUCCCAGCAAAUGAACCUACGGGUGGCUUUUCCUAGACCCCAAAGAGAACCUGCUUUGGUCAUCUUCCCAGGACGAGUUCCUGACAACUGGGAUGCAGAAGACAGCAAACGAUCUGCCGGGAUGGAAACUGCUCAAUAGAGAGUUUGUGGACUGCAUGAUAUUCCUUGAACAUCAGGGAUGGUACAGGGAUACCAAUAGUCUGGCCUCCAAGACAGCAGAGUAAUAGGAGGAAGAGCAAAUCUGUCUUCACCCACAGUAUUAAUGGGUAGUGGGCCAGAAUGGAGAAGAGCUAGCGAGUCAUGUGCUGCUACAGGUUACACCAGACUCCCAUCCCUCUGUUACUCACUGCUGUUGUCAAAGCCAAACUUUAUCUUGCUAAUUUCUCACAGCUUGGCACCUAACAAAUGACAAGACAGGACAUCCAAUGCCUUCCAGCUCUGUGGUCUGGCCUGUCUCUCCAGAUCAGAAUUAGAGUGAUGCAGCAGAUGACAUCAUAUUCUCUCUGCAUCCCUCUGCCACAUCUUCAUUCUUUUCCAUUCUGUCUUUUCCCCCGAUACCUUCUGACCCCAGGGAUUUCUAAUAGAACAUAGUGAUCAAGGAAAUAAAGACUUGGUACAUAAAGAGUCUCAGACAAGAAAAAAAUUCAUGAUGUUAUAUGAAAGAUACCAAACUGUAAUGCUUACAAAGAGGCUAUUUCAAGUAGAAAGAUAUAAAUAUCACUUAUAACCAUGCAUCCUUUAUGUUCAUAAAUAAGUCAUCAUAAAGAACAAGCCAUUAGAAGACAUUCUACUCCUUGUUUUUUUUUAAAUAAAAAAGGCUAUAAUCUAAAAUACAAUUUUAAAAUUACCUGUGCUAACCUGCAAGAGACAUUGCUCACAUAAAUGAAAUUCAUAAAUACCCUGAUGUUAUUUGAACCAUGUAUUUUCAUCUUCUCCUCCUCUCUUAAGACAUCAAUAAGAAUUUGAUUUUUAAAAGCACAUGCUGCUCUGACUAUCAAAGACAAUAACACAAGUGCAGCAUCACUGGGAUAUGUUGGUUGUUUUAAAGUUCCGAUCCUAAUUUUACACUGAAGCAUCCUCAGUUUUUCAUUCAGCCCUGCUUGUAAACAGGAACCAGCAUCAGCCAAACCAGGAUCAGAGUAAGGAUUGCAUCUGUAGGUUACAGAAAUAUUUUCUUCUAUGUGAAACUGUCACAUGCAGGGGUUAAACUGGCAGCCAUCUUUUAAUGCGAUGAAUAAUUUGGACUUCUUAGCCACACCCUUCUCUCGGUUAACCACAGGAGGAAGUGAUAAUACACCACCAGAAGCCCCAGAGUUCUGGCUUUAUCUGCUACGUGGCAGGUGAGAAGGGAAGAGGUGUGAUUGAGCACACUGGCUAUUUACGCCUUGUCUUCAAAGCCCUCUUAGUCACAUUUCCAUCUUCAUGCACUGGCUUCCGCCUUACAACUGAACAAUAGGAAACCACCACUCCUAAACCACCACUCCUAAUUUUUUUAAAAAACACGUCCUGUUUUUUAAGUCUCUGGGAACUUUCCACGAGGUAUAGUGGAGGGUUUCAUAAGGAUUUAGCUCUUCCUUCGAACCUGCUUAGCCAGUAAACCAGAUAUUUUUUAAAACACAGCAUACAGAUUCCAAAUGAUCAAGGACCACAAAGUGUUGGGGAUGUCAGGGAGGAGGCAAGGAUGGGCUUGAAUGAUCACAAAGAGCCAACCCGGAAAUGUGCAGUAGAAUAGUUUGCUAAUGGUGACAUCUGAGUUUCAUCUCCCGGAAUUAUUGUUUCUUAUUACUACACUUCGGGUCAAGGGGAAAGGGUGUUAAGGGUAAAAAGAGGAAGGAGAAAAUAAAGAGAAAAAUUCACACCUCCAUGGAAACAUAAGCAGAAAAACUAUAGACUCUUGUGUCUCUGCUUAUUUUUUUAAGUAUAGUGUUUUUAACAGACCAAAGAGAAUCUCUAUGAGUUAAUAUGUAUGUGAAUAAUGUUUAUAAAAGGGGUAUAAUGUGUUAGUCAUUAUGGAAUAUUGUAUAAAUAAACCUUACAUAUAUAGCAUACAUAAAAAAAUGAUUGCUUAGGGCAGUGGACACUUAAGGACUUCCAAAAUUUUUGUAUCUUCAUCCCAAAAAAUAGAGCGUUCCAGGGCUGGCAACUUAUUUCCUUAGUAUAUUCCACUGUAAAGCCAAGAGGUGUAGGGGCUUGUUUUCUGGUUUUGUAAUUUGUAAUAAUCUGUAUGGAUUACUGUAAUAUGUCUGUUGCAUGUGUGUUGGUGUUGUUUACCCAUAUGGAGUCAUCAGGGAUUUGUUCCACACUUUGUAUCCUGGAAAACCAAAAGGAAUUUUCAUUUUUUUGAGACAGAGUCUCACUCUGUCGCCCAGGCUGGAGUGCAGUGGUGCCAUCUUAGCUCACUGCAAGCUCUGACUCCCAUAUUCAAGCGAUUCUCCUGCUUCAGCCUCCCGAGUAGCUGGGAUUACAGGCGCAUGCCACCUCGCCCUGCUAAUUUUUUGUGUUUUUAGUAGAGAUGGGGUUUCACCGUGUUAGCCAGGAUGGUCUCGAUCUCCAGACCUUGUGAUCUGCCCACUCGACCUCCCAAAAUACUGGGAUUACAGGUGUGAGCCACCACGCCCGGUCUGGAAUUUUCUAGUAAGAAGAAAAACAUACAGAAUGUGUCUUCACUGUUGGGUAACUCUCAAAUUUGUAGCACUCUGAAUUUUUUGUAAAACUGUGCUAAUGGAAUGCUUAAUGUCAGAGUUAUUGUCUCACUUCAAUAUCUAGUAUUGGAUAAUGUUUCUCCUGGGAGCACAGAUUUUUUUUUUCAAGUCCUUUUUUCCUGGACUUAACAUGUUCUUCUAGAAGACAUCAGAAGUCAUGACCCUAAGCCACCUCCCUUCAGGACCACUUUCUACCAUCGGUUUUCAAAAAACUAUCCACAUGUUAAUUCUGUUUUAUGUUCUGUGAUUCUGUGGUCGACUCAGUGCUUCAGAGUCCAGAGAUUGACUUGGGUUAGUGGCCCUAAUGAAGUGCUAAAUUUUCUCUUUACCGCCGAGACUGAUCAGAAGAAGCAAAAGGGGAAAGGGGGCUAGAGGUCCACUCACACCUUUUACAUCAGACGAGAGGAGAACUGUGCCAGAAAUCUGUGCAUGAAACACCAUCUGCUCUUCAUGCAGGGAGGGGUCAACCGUGUGAACGUGUAGAGAUUACUCGAGCCUCCUUUGCCAAAAACGUGCAUUGUUCCCAGCUGUAAGUGUGUGAAGCCUAAUACGUCUUUUAGCAUGAAACAAUAAAGUGUUUAUUUUCAUUUAA
Macaca mulatta (Rhesus monkey) is the source of this 5726-nucleotide messenger RNA. It is a transcript of the gene SH3RF2, whose product is annotated as SH3 domain containing ring finger 2. Gene Ontology annotation, cellular component: nucleoplasm. Gene Ontology annotation, molecular function: protein phosphatase 1 binding; ubiquitin protein ligase activity. Lineage: Eukaryota; Metazoa; Chordata; Mammalia; Primates; Cercopithecidae. The record is from RefSeq and is a predicted model, not a curated record. Gene Ontology annotation, biological process: positive regulation of proteasomal ubiquitin-dependent protein catabolic process; positive regulation of JNK cascade; negative regulation of apoptotic process.